UUUUGGCUAUGGAAUAGGUUAGAAACAUUUUCCAGCAUAAGAAAAACGUGUUGCUCCCUUGACUUCAGUGGCCAGGCCGGCCCACGGAUCCUGGCCCAUUUUGCACCUCUAAAGCGGAAGGUAUUGCUUGGUAGGGGCCACCACAAAGAAAGGCAUAUGCUUUGAGCUUUGUUUUCCCUUUGUGACAAAUUUAAAUAAACAACGUGGGCAGAAUUAUUGAUUUUCUGUAGAUAAGACCGUCUCCACAGAGCACUAUCCAGCAUUCCAGGCAUGGCUUUGAUGGCUAGUCCAGUUCUCAAGCUUCUGUAUGCAUUUGUAUUCACAAUCUUCUGCUUCAUGGUGCCUACUUGGGCAGAGUCUGAAACAUAUAUCAUUCACAUGGACGUAUCAGCCAUGCCCAAAGUCUUCUCUGACCACCAUAGCUGGUAUUUGUCCACCCUUUCAUCCAUAUCAUCAGAGACUCCCACUGCCAGAUCUAGACAUAUCUAUACUUACAAAAAUUCUAUGAAUGGCUUCAGUGCAAGUCUCACUCUAAAUGAGCUCGAGUCCCUUAAAAAGUCCCCUGGCUUCAUCUCAUUCACUAGAGAUUAUCCACUUAAAAUGCAGACAACCCACACUUCUCAAUUUCUGGGUCUAACCUCUGCUUCUGGUGCAUGGCCAGUAUCAAAAUAUGGUCAGGAUGUCAUCAUUGGUGUAGUUGAUACUGGGGUUUGGCCAGAGAGUGAGAGCUUCAAUGAUAAAGGAAUGACUGAAGUUCCCUCUAGAUGGAAAGGUAAGUGUGAGUCUGGCACACAAUUUAAUUCCUCUCUCUGCAAUAAGAAACUAAUUGGUGCUAGAUUUUACAACAGGGGUCUAAUAGCUCAGGAUCCUGAUGUACGUAUUUCCAUGAACUCUUCUCGUGAUUCGGAUGGACAUGGAACCCAUACUUCAUCCACGGCUGCUGGAAACUACGUUAAAAAUGCAUCCUAUUUUGGUUAUGGUAAUGGGACGGCUAAUGGGGUUGCGCCAAAAGCCCGUAUUGCCAUGUACAAAGUUAUUUGGCCACAGGGGAUUUCCUCUACUGACCUUAUUGCUGCAAUCGAUGAUGCAAUAGAAGAUGGAGUGGAUAUAUUAUCCUUGUCCUUGAUCAAAAGAAGCGACAACCAAGAUGAUGAUGAUAUUAUCAAUUUAUUGGAGUAUGACACAGUUGCUAUUGCAACUUUUAAAGCUGUGGAGAAAGGCAUAUUUGUAGCAGCUGCAGCAGGAAAUGGAGGCCCUGUAGAAGCAGUAGCUAAUGGUGCUCCAUGGUUGGCAACAGUUGGUGCAGGUACAAUCGAUCGCGAUCUUGGAGGGCUAUUAACUCUAGGAAACGGUGUUCAAUUCAGGUUUCCAUCACUGUAUCCUUUGAAAACUUCUCUAAAUCAGAUUCCCCUUGUUUUCAUUGAUGGGUGUGAAAGUGUGAAGGAAUUGGAAAAGGUUAAGAAUAAGAUUGUUGUGUGCAAGGAUAACUUGAGUUUCGGCGCUCAAUUUGAAAAUGCUGAUGCUGCAAGAGUGUAUGGAGCUAUCUUCAUUACUGACAUUCUUUCAAUAGAUUACUACACUCCAAGCAAGUUUCCGGCUUCAUUUAUCAGUAAAAAGGAUGGCGAAGUUGUGAUAGGAUACAUAAAGAAGAGCAGUGAUCCAAGGGCAACUCUGGAGUUUCAAAAGACAUUUAUAGGUACAAAGCCUGCACCAAAGGCUGAGAGUUAUAGCCAAAGAGGGCCAUAUCCAAGCUGUCCCAGUGUCCUAAAACCAGACCUCAUAGCUCCGGGGACACUAAUAAUAGCGUCGUGGUUGCCAAACAGUUCCGUGACCACCGUUCAAUCAGGUGAUUUAUAUAGCAACUUUAAUCUUGAUACAGGUACAUCAAUGGCAACACCUCAUGUGGCAGGGGUGGCUGCACUAGUGAAGGGAGUGCACCCUGACUGGAGCCCUGCAGCCAUUCGGUCUGCCCUAAUGACGACUGCUAAUCCGUUGGACAACACCCUCAGCCCCAUUAAAGAUCCCGCAACGUGGGAUUUACCAGCUACUCCGCUUGACAUUGGAGCCGGUCACAUUGAUCCUAAUAAGGCAAUUGAACCUGGCCUUGUUUAUGAUGCAACAGCACAAGACUACAUAAAGCUUCUUUGUGCAAUGAACUACACAAAACAACAGAUCCGAGUCAUUACGGGGUCGAAUCACAAAUGUGUAAAUCAGUCGUUUGAUCUUAAUUAUCCAACUUUCAUAGCAUAUUUCAAUACUAAUGAUUCCAACUCAGAUGCCAAAGUUACUCAGGUAUUUCACAGGACUGUGACCAAUGUCGGGGAAGCGAGCUCGACUUAUACGGCAAAGCUGAGUAGCAUGGAUGGAAUAAAGGCUAUGGUGGAGCCAGAGAAAUUAGUGUUCAAAAAGAAGCAUGAGAAGCUAAGUUACAAGCUUACUUUGGAAGGUCCAAAAUUACUGAAACAAGACGUACUUCAUGGCUCGUUGAUUUGGGUUGCUGAUAGUGGUAAGUAUACUGUAAGAAGUCCCAUAGUGGCCACAAGCAUUGUCCCAGAGACCUCUUUGAGAUCAUAACUCCAGGUGCUUGGGUGUUUGCCACCAUUGUACUACUACAAUAUGUAAAUAAAGGUGGCUAUCGCCAUUAUCAUCAUGAUCCUACAAUGAAAUAAAGAGCAUAAAUAAGCUUAUUUCC
Molecule: messenger RNA, 2692 nt
Organism: Tripterygium wilfordii
Lineage: Eukaryota; Viridiplantae; Streptophyta; Magnoliopsida; Celastrales; Celastraceae
Product: subtilisin-like protease SBT1.9
Exons: 1
Coding region: 271-2574 (767 amino acids)
Biological process (GO): proteolysis
Molecular function (GO): serine-type endopeptidase activity
Source: RefSeq, a predicted model, not a curated record